Molecule: messenger RNA, 3153 nt
Organism: Salpingoeca rosetta
Lineage: Eukaryota; Choanoflagellata; Craspedida; Salpingoecidae
Exons: 2
Molecular function (GO): zinc ion binding; nucleic acid binding
Source: RefSeq, a predicted model, not a curated record
AUGAAGAUCGCCGAGGACGCGGACCAAGCCAAGGAUGUAUCCGGGACCCACUUCGCGCGCCGCACGUCAGUCUCUUCAAGCGGCACCUCCAAGUACCAGGCAAACAAGCAGGCCCCGCGACGUGACGAUGGACCACGCAAGCGCCUGCCACCGCUGACACCGGAGGAGCGCCAGCGACUGAUGGCCGAGGGCGCCUGCUUCCGUUGCCGCAAGCCCGGCCACGGCUAUGCUCAGUGUCCGGGAAACGGCCCGCUUCAUGCGUCAUGGAGGCCACCACCAACAACCGUGCGGAAGCCUCGACGAUCCAGCCGCCUCGCACAAAAGGCGUACCUACGAGCAUGGCAAGACAACCCACUGCUGGCCAUGACGAGACAGCCCCCGCCAAGCCUCCGCAAGGAGCAGACCUCCCGCCGCGCGGGCGCUGCACGACCGGGACGCCGGAACGGAGAUACCGAUGGAGACGACGGCCAGGAGUACUCCUCCAUCACCCUCACCGUUCGCACCGCACCCACAACAAGAAGCCAGCCACCGACCAACUACCUAAGCGCAGUUACCACAGCAUCAACCCCGGCCUACGUUCCCCAACUACGUUUUCGUGCAACGAUCAACGGUGUCCCAUGCAACAUCCUGUUGGACUCGGGGUGCACAACCGACGUGGUGGCCGAGGAGUUUGCCUUGAAAAACCUUAGGGUGACACAGGUACGCCAAGACACACAGGUCACGUACGGAGACGGAUCCCACGUCUCCAGAUCGAGCAUGACAACGGCUACCCUCAAGGUGCAAGGCCUGACGACGACGCGGGACUUCCUCGUAAUUCCAAUUGGGGGAGUCGACGCCGUGUUGGGCAGACCUUUCCUCAAGGACUAUGCUGCGCGCGUUGACCACAUCAAUGAUCAAGUUCACCUCACAGAUCCCACCAACCCACGACAACCACUGCGUAAUCCGGCACCCAUGGAGCACAGCAACACAGACAAGGAACUGGCAGGCCGCGUCACUCUUCAAACAACACCAGCCACGACACGGGACGACCGCGACAACGACCCAGCACUGUAUCUGAUAUCCGCAACAGCAGUCGGCAAGGCGGCACGCGACCCAGACCAGCAACUGUUCCUAAUCCACGUGCGUCCGGACGACAUCCUCAUCGACGAGCCUCAAGAACUGCCGACGCUCAAGGACCAACACCCGUUCGUUAAGGCUUUUCAAGACGUGUUCCCAGAUAAGCUGCCAGACGGUCUGCCACCAGAACGAGCAGUAGAUCACAAGAUUCCCACGACAGAGGACCACCGGCCUUAUGCGCGCUCCCCUUACCGCCUGUCGCCACGCGAAAGGGUUGAGCUGAGGCGCCAGCUGCAGGAGCUCACACAGGCCGGCCACAUUCGACCUAGCUCAGGUCCAUAUGGGGCGCCGGUGCUGCUGGUGAGGAAAGCCGACAACAGCCUCAGGCUGUGCGUCGACUACAGAGCCCUCAACCGUGAAACGGUGCGCGACGCGUACCCGCUUCCGCGGAUCCAGGACGUGCUAGACCAGCUGGCCUCAGCCACAGUCUUCUCGUCACUGGAUCUGAGAUCGGGCUACCACCAAGUGAGAGUGGCUGAGGAGGACGUGGGCAAGACUGCGUUCAACACCCCGUACGGAUCGUUCGAAUGGUUGGUUCUUCCGUUUGGUCUCACGUCCGCACCAGGUACCUUCCAGAGGCUCAUGAAUGAAGUUCUUCGGGACUUCAUUGGAGACUUUGUCCAGGUCUACCUCGACGAUGUGAUCAUCUACAGUCGUAACAUAGACGAGCACAAGGACCACGUGCACCAAGUACUCCGCCAGCUCCGCCGCCACCGCCUGUAUGGCAAGGCGUCCAAAUGCCAGUGGGCGCAAGACCAGAUCAAGUUCCUCGGACACGUCGUGUCGGGACGCGGAGUGGAAACGGACCCUGACAAGAUAGCAGCGGUCACCGAGUGGCCUCAGCCCAAGAACGUGCGCGACGUGCGCUCGUUUCUCGGAUUCUGCAACUUCUACCGCCGAUUCGUCAAGGACUACGCAUCGGUGGCCGCCCCCCUCACGGAUCUCAUGCACAAGGAUAGAGCGUGGGAGUUCAACGACAAGGAGCGCAGUGCUUUCGACGCGCUCAAGACGGCAAUGACAACGGCACCUGUGCUAGCCUACCCCGACGCAAGCCAGAAAUACGUCGUGCAGACCGACGCCUCGGAGACAGCAGUAGGAGGAGUCCUCAUGCAGAAGGGCCGUCCGGUUGCUUUCGAAUCGCGACGAUACAGAGGAGCCGAACAGAGAUACGACGUCAGAGACAAGGAGGCACUGGCAAUUGUCCAUUGCUUGAGACAGUGGCGCCAUUACCUUUACGGAGCAGACUUUGACAUCAACACCGACCACAGAACAUUGCAGUACCUCCAGACGCAGAAGGACAUCAAGCCGAGACACGCCCGAUGGAUGGAGCUGCUGUCGGAGUUUGGACGACUCGACAUCCAGUACAUCCCAGGCAAGCGUAAUCAGGUGGCUGACGCCCUCAGUAGGAACCUCAUGGACGUCAACCUCGCGACGAUCUCAACCUCGUCGCCGACCAGCGCCCUUUUGGAGCAGAUCCGCCAAGCAACACGGAAGAUGCCAGGCCGGGAGCGCCAGCGCCUGCAGCAGCCACGUUUCAGCGAGGAAGAGGGCAUCUUCUACCUCACCCAGCAACAGCGACGGCGAGUUUACGUCCCCAGAGACAACCGUCUGCGCACCAAGAUCCUGAAGGAGGCCCACGACGCCUCAACCCGCGGACACCGAGCAGCUUCUCAAACGCACCUGUAUGUCAGCCAGCGCUUUUACUGGCCGAACCAGCUGCAAGAUGCAAUCAAGUAUACGGCGUCCUGCGACCAAUGCCAACGGAACAAGUACGACACCAGAGCCAAGGCCGGCCUUCUUCACCCGUUGCCGGUGCCGCCACACAACUGGCACACGGUAUCCAUGGACUUCAUCACCGGGUUGCCCAGCACUGACGGCGGACUGGACGCCAUACUGGUGGUCGUGGACAAGCUCUCAGAGCGCACCCACCUGCUUGCGACGACUAAGACUGUCACGGCCCAGGAUACACCGCGGCUUUUCUUCAAGGAGAUCGUGCGACUACACGGGGGUGCCGGCACACAUCGACUCGGACAGAGA